UCCGCUGAGUGGGGCAGCAAGAAGUAUAUCUGAAGAUUUAGCAAUUUGUGAGAGCAAUGGACAAUUUACAUGGGACAAACGUAAUAGUGACGUCGUGCUUAAGGCCGCCGGUAAAGCCGAAGUCUAAGGCACCUCUAGCGCUUUAUGAGAGAGAUAGGGGGGAUCCUCGCGCGAUGGGGCGCACGGACACCCGAUGUUACGAGAAAGAGCUGGUGUUUGACUCUGAGUCAGAUGACGGAGGUGGAGGGGCUGAAGACCACACACACUGUCCUUUGACUUUAAAGGACUGUGGGAUUUCCAGGGAUCAUUUUGACUUGCAGGAGUUCUGCUUAUCCAAUGAGGAGUAUUACAGGAAACUGGAGGAGCUGAAACAGGCCCACCUGCAGACCAUGGCAGAGCUGGAGGGGAUGUACCGGCAUAAGCUGGAUAUAAAGGACGCACCUCCUGUGGAUGAUAUCGUGCCUCACAGGUUGCAGUGGACAAAGCCCUGCUCCGUGCCAGUGAAGCUGCAUAAUGCCUCGUCUGCCCAGGAUUUUGACCACUACGGCAGCUCUGGAAUGUCGGACACUUCAGAAGACAGCUAUGUAAAGAUCGAGCCAGAGAUGAAUGUUGUCAUCUCUCCAAAGGAAAAGAUCAAGAACAUGUGGCAAGACUUCAUCAUCGGGGAGCUGACCCCCCAUGCCCGGUCUCCAUCCUGCUCCCCACUGAGGAUCCAGCCCAUGAGCCAGAAUCCUGGAGUCCUCAAGGACAGAACCGAGGGCAAAAAAAAACGCAUUGGGCAGGAGCAGCAUCCUGAUGGCCAGAGGCCUCAAAUAACUGUGCCCAAACCCUUCCGGAUGACACUGCGUGAGGCAGAGAAGAAGCAGAGGAUAGUAAGGUCUCGCUUGGAGGUGGAGCUGGAGAAUGCCAUGCUGAGGAAGCAACUGGAAGAGCUGACCGAAUGCCAGAAGAAGUUCCAUGCCAGCCCCGUCCCCACUCAUGUCUACCUCCCCCUGUAUGAGGAGAUCUGCGAGCGCAACAAGGAGCGGCGCAGCCUCUCCCGCCAGCAGAGAACUACCUCCCAGAAGCCGUUCAGCUUCUUGGAGAGGGAGUGUCGGAAGAGGGAGCAGAAGGUCCAGCUCCCCAAGGAGGAGAAGAAAGCUUUCAGGGUAAAGCCGGUUCCGCGGAAGGUGUACGACUCCACAGUAAGUGAACGCCUCAAGGAGGACCAGCUGUACCGUGCCAUCAAGAUGCAGAUGCGGGCCCAGGAGCUGCUUCACAGCGCUUCAAUGCCACGCAGCAUGCUGGCCCGACGGUCGAGCAACAGGCGGAGGAACAUGGAGGGAAAGACUGAGGGGACCAUCCAGGCGGAUCCCAACUUCCGGCCAAAAAUCAACAGCGAGGUGCCAGAUUUCGAUGCCAGCUACCAGAGGUUCAGGAAACGGCUGCAGGACAAGCGGAACGUGAAACUCCUGACCGUCUGCGAACCCUUUCAUCUGAGGACCGCUCAGAUCCCAUCACGGCGGGACCGGAUCCAGGCUGCCAUGGAGGCAGAACUGGAGAGCUCCAGAGUGACACGCAGGCCAUAUAGCACCCAGGCACAGACUGUGGGCUCCAGCCUCCAUUCCUCCUUUUCAAGUAGCCUGGAACUCCUGCCUCCCAAAAUCACAGAUGCUGCCAAAAAGCGUCAAGAGGCCGUGAGAAGGGCACUGGAGCAGAGGAGGAAGGCUGAGGAAGAGGAAGAGAGAUGGCGAGAGAAGCAGAGACAGAGAGAGAGGAAGCUGCAGAAAGUGAUCAGUAGACGUGCCCUGGCCAAUGACCCGCACACGGCCCUGUCCCAAAUCUGCCCGACCAAACUGAAGCAGUUCAGGACGCAGGACCGCCAGCGCAGGAAAGAGUACGGGGCAGAGAUGAGGGAAAUCCGGGAGCGGGUCGCGGGAAGGCCUCUGCUGCUGGAGCAGGUGACGCUGAAGAACGCCAAGCAGGCUGCAGAGAAGCGUUUCGCUGAAGCACUCAGAGGGUAUGGACUGACCCAAGACAUCGUCAGCUAUGGGGCAUCGAGGCACCUGCUCUCAGAGAAAUCCUUCAGCUCCUCCUCCCACACUGAUAAGCUGAGCAAUAAGAAUGAGGAUGCGGCAGGGUCCUCCUCAGGUGCAGAGUCCUCUCCAGAUGGUUACCCAGAAGACUUUGAUCGAGAGCAAAGUGAAGGAGAGGAAGAAGGAGAGAUGCAUGAAGUCCAGAAAGGCACAGAAGAGGAGGACAAGAGAGUAGACCAAAGUGAGCUGCAGGAUAACGAGGAUGAGACCAAAGAACAGCAUUUAGAGCAGGAAAAGAAAGACGACGGUGAGCAGGAGUGUGACAGGAAGGCACCAAGCCGAAGCUCCGGUGGUGAAGAGAGCGACGCAGAAGGCGUGGAAGGCUGUGAAGAACAUGACAGUGAGGGACCCUGAAUCCAUACGCACAAUGGCUGUGUCCCAAUUCAGGGGCUGCAUCGUUCAUAGGCCCCAUUCGAAGACUGAAUGCGGCAUGACAAGGCUGUCCCAUUUCAAAGGCUCCUUCAAAUGCGGUCUAGGAACACGUCCUCCUUUUGCCAAAGGGUGGAUCCUACGUAGCCCCACAUAUCCCAAGAUGCAUUGCAUGGACCUUCGAAGGACGCAGCCUACAGAGGCUACAUAGACCAUGUCCUUCGAAAGAUGCAGCCGCAGAAUUCGGACAAUGUACAGGCACAAAUCGACUGACCCAAACUGCACGCAAACACGGUGGAGAGAUAACAUUGUUUACAGAGUAUCUCCCCCAUUUUUACAGCUGAAUUAUGAAUAAAAUAAUAAAAAUAACCCUUAUUAACAUUAUGAUGUUCCUUUGGUUUUUAAAACCAUUACCCAAUUGCCCAGUAAAAUCUUAAUUUCUUAACCAAACCAGCACACUGUAAAUGUAACUUAAAAUAUCGCAAAUGUACAUUUAUAAUUUAGCAACUAUAAUGAUUAUUUUAUGUUCACUAAACUAUAAAUAUUUGUUCUUACAGAAAAGUGUUAUGUACAACCCUGUUGGUUUCAUUUUCUGGGGUUUUAUACAAGAUAUACCUGUUAUUUAUAAAAUGACUUUGUGUUUGUGAACGUGCAUAAGUGAAAGUCCUGCAUCUGCAUAAUGCAGUCCAUUUCAAAAUAAAACAUGAAGUACGUAA
Molecule: messenger RNA, 3160 nt
Organism: Paramormyrops kingsleyae
Lineage: Eukaryota; Metazoa; Chordata; Actinopteri; Osteoglossiformes; Mormyridae
Gene: fam161a
Product: FAM161 centrosomal protein A
Biological process (GO): cilium organization
Cellular component (GO): cilium
Source: RefSeq, a predicted model, not a curated record